UUGAUGACCGGCGGCCUGCCGGCGUUGCACAUGCGCGUCGCGUUCUCAUGGCGCGGGCUGGCGGGCUGCCGGCGCGGCGCGUGCGCAUCACGUGGAUCCCCGCAUGUCCGCCGGCAUGGCCCAUGCGGACUGUGUCUGUUCGAGGCCAGGCAGUCGGGCUGCCGGCGCCGCCCAUGCGCCGCGUGUCCAGUGACCAGGCCCCGAGCCCGGGCCGAUCCCACGGGCGGCCCAGGCCCCCGUCCCCCGCGGCGCCGGGACUACCAGGACGAUCAAUGGCUGCGGCAGCCGAGGCCGAGCACAGAACUCCGUCUGCUUCUGUCAAGUCGUGUCUGCUCAACCACAAGGGCCACGAGAACACAAUGCCAGUCAUUCCACACGGCUCUGACCUGCGCCAGCAGUGGUUUCAUUGCAUCAGGCACGUUGCAGACUUCAGGACUUGAUAUUGGAUCCUAAUGUGUCAGAUGUGGAAAGGAGAGGGAGCCAAAGCCUUCAAUCUGGCUCACUGGUGUUGGAUUGCUCCACUGUGCUACACAUGCCAACAAUACAAAACAUUGACAUCAGUCCACUCAGCCGAAAGGAUUAGCAACGACUGGGGCUGUGGAAUUUAUUGGAUAUGAAUAUUCUGGCAACAAGAAAUGUACUUAAUGGAAGAUUUGAGCCAUUGUGCCGUUUAAAAAUAGAAAAUAUGAUUGUUUGAGUGUACACAAGAUAAGGUUCCUCAUGGCCACUAUCAUUGUUGAUGUUAAUUACUUCACAAAGAGUCAUCCAGAAUGGAGACCGGCCCUCCACGCCAAACAAGAUUCCCCAUCUCAACCAGUCCCAUUUGGCCACGUUUGACCCAUAUCCUUCUAAACCUUUCCUAUAAAUGGCCCUGUCCAAAUGUAUUUUAAAUGUUGUUAUUAUACAUUACUCAAUUACAUCCUCCAGC
Molecule: messenger RNA, 928 nt
Organism: Leucoraja erinaceus (little skate)
Lineage: Eukaryota; Metazoa; Chordata; Chondrichthyes; Rajiformes; Rajidae
Product: serine/threonine-protein kinase LATS2-like
Exons: 3
Coding region: 48-440 (130 amino acids)
Source: RefSeq, a predicted model, not a curated record